GGUGGAUGGAUGACUGGAGUUUCCCUUGCGGUCUGAAGAUUAAUGGAAGGGGUCUGUUGAUCUUAGGAAUCGACUAUCAGAUGGUCGGUCCCAGGAAACCGCUGCACUUGAUGCCUGGUUUAGAAACGAAUGGGGAGAGAUUCGUUUGAAAAUACCGACGGCGGAGAAAAAGAGUAACCCGGACCCCACUUGUGUUGCCCGGGUCUCCAGUGAACAGGCCUGACUACACAGAGAUAGCACCUGGUUAGUUCAGGCCGGGAUAAGACUACGAGGGACGCGACGAGCUUGUUCGUGAACAUUAGGACAGAAAACGGCUUUAGACGACCCGUCUCGUGGCCCAGACUGGAUUCUGGAUAAGCCGAGUCGUCUCUGGACAUAAAGGACAGCCGAGUUACAUCUUGCUUCGCCGGGGCUCGCUUGGAAAUCCACGAGCUAACACUAGAGAAGCUAACGUCUACUGGCCACCUCUGCGGGAGUUAGCUAGCCUGCUAGCUUAGCUAACCUUAAGCUUUCAGUGUCGGCUGCAGGCUUGUAUUUACUCGUUUGGUCGGAGUUUGGCCGAAUUCCUCGAGGGGAGGUAUUGGAGGAAACACAUUUACGCUCGGUGGUCAAUAAUGGUAGCUUGUAGCUAGCUGUCAGCGACAUUGAGCCCAGCGACUGCGUUAGCGGUGUAGCAUCCCUCAUCGACUCGUAAAGGAAGACUCGGUCUGAGCCCAGGGACUCCACCAUCAGCCUGCUAUCAUGGGCAACACGCCCACCGCGAAGAAGGGCAAUGAGAUGGAGAGCGUAAAGGAGUUUCUUGCCAAAGCCAAAGAAGAUUUCCUGAAGAAAUGGGAGAAUCCAGCACAGCAAACUGCGGCAUUGGACCAUUUUGAGCGUUUGAAGACCUUAGGCACUGGUUCUUUCGGCCGGGUCAUGCUGGUUAAACACAAAGAGUCGGGCCAGCAUUUUGCCAUGAAAAUACUUGACAAACAGAAGGUGGUGAAGCUGAAGCAGAUAGAACACACACUGAACGAGAAACGUAUCCUGCAAGCCGUCAGCUUUCCCUUUCUGGUGCGACUGGAGCACUCUUUUAAGGACAACAGUAAUCUGUAUAUGAUAAUGGAGUAUGUACCCGGCGGUGAAAUGUUCUCCCACUUAAGGAGAAUCGGUAGAUUCAGUGAACCCCACGCCCGCUUCUACGCAGCCCAGAUUGUACUUACCUUUGAAUACCUCCACUCGCUGGAUCUCAUCUACCGAGAUCUUAAGCCGGAGAACCUGCUCAUCGACCAGCAAGGAUACAUACAGGUAACAGAUUUUGGAUUCGCGAAAAGGGUGAAGGGACGGACCUGGACGCUUUGUGGCACCCCAGAGUACCUGGCACCAGAGAUCAUCCUCAGUAAGGGUUACAAUAAAGCAGUGGACUGGUGGGCUCUGGGAGUGCUGAUAUAUGAGAUGGCUGCUGGCUACCCCCCCUUCUUUGCUGACCAGCCUAUUCAGAUUUACGAGAAGAUUGUAUCAGGGAAGGUUCGCUUUCCCUCCCACUUCAGCUCAGACCUGAAGGAUCUGUUGAGAAAUUUGCUGCAGGUGGACCUGACCAAGCGCUUUGGCAACCUCAGGAACGGAGUCAACGAUAUCAAGGGCCACAAGUGGUUUGCCACCACCGAUUGGAUCGCCAUCUACCAGAGGAAGGUGGAGGCUCCCUUUAUUCCUAAGUGCAAAGGCCCCGGUGACACAAGCAACUUUGACGACUACGAGGAAGAGGAAAUCAGAGUCUCCUUCACAGAGAAGUGUGCAAAGGAGUUUGCUGAGUUCUAGAUUCCAUCCAUGUGUAGCAGAGAGAGAGAGAGAGAGAGAGAGGGGUUUAGAAAGUAAAAAGGGGGUCGGAAAGGAAGGAAGCGCUAGGGUGGACUGCUAACUUGCUUAUUUGUAAUGACGACAACAAUGUAACCCCCCCCCCCCCAAUUGGAAAGGUAGGCAAAGUGAAGAGAGAUCCAACAGAACCAGCAGUGUUGCCUUUUCUGAUUGUUUCUCAACUGUUACCUAUUCAGUUUUAUUUAUCCCUCUUGUGUUUGCCACAGGGGCUCGAAGAGAACAGGCAUAGGUUGUGGCUGUCCAGCUAUACUUGUAUCUUUCUGACGGUGUAAUGACAUGUUUUCAGUCUUUGCAGGUUGAGGAAUUGAUUUUCUGUUAAGGUACUGAAUCUGCUAGGCUCCUCCUUAUUUUUUCGGACUAAGCCCUCUCUACAAGCUUCUCAAAGAGUGAUCGUUGUAUCUUGUCACCCUGGUUCCCCCACCCCCUCUCCAUCUCUCCAUCCUGAAUCUGUCCAAGCAAUACCAAGUCCAACAGAUGUGCCUAUCAUAAUGCCAACUGGUUGGAAAACUGUGUCGAAAGCAUUGGUGCAGAGCUUUGGCUACGGUGGCAUCAGCCCUUGUGCCCAUUUGGUUUAAAGCUUGAAAACUCUCUGCAUCUGCCUUUGUCUGCUAAAUGUGGCAUGCUUAUUGGGUAGACGAUGCACUCACUGCAGCUGAAACAGCGGUGACCUCUUUGAUCAGAGUGAACAUGAUUUAUCACGGUAAACUUCAUCCAUGUCUUGCUCCUUUUGGGGACCUGUGAGAAAUGGUAAACCUGAGGUUUGCAUUUAAGUCUGUCUUUCUCUUAGGUAAAUUUAUUAGAGCAUUUUAAGAAUCCUAUUGGUGAUCAUUUUGUCCUUUUUAUGUCAAUCUCUGUGCUUGUGUGUUAUUUAGUGCUCAUGGGUGGGUUAAAAAGCUGUGGUUUAGCAGCAACUAACAUUGUGGUCACACUCCUGACUUGUUUAUUUAAUAAAUAUAUAUAUAUAUAUAUAUAUAUAUAUAUAUAUAUAUAUAUAUAUAUAUAUAUAUAUAUAAUUACAUCUUUUUCAAGAUUGUCUCAUAGGUGUGAAACUGAAAUUAAGAUUUCAUAAAUAAAUAUAUAAAUUCUGCCAAAUUUGCAAACUGAGAACUUUGCAAAGUUUUCUGUAUGUAACUAUGACGGUGGUGGAUUUUAAUACGCAAAAAAGUAGCAAAACGUUUCAACAAAAUGUGCAUGUUAUUUUUGUACAAUAUCACUUUUAAAGAAAGAUGGCAGAGCAUUUAUGCUUUAUUUGUGCUGAGGUACCUGAGAUCGUGGAUAACAUGCUUAACUAUUGAAGUGGACUCUCGGCUGCUCUGUUUUGAAGCUGGAACAAGACCCAGUUCAAUGUGUCAGAAAGUUCUUCUGGGCUUUGUUCAUUGAUCAGUUGUAGGACAAAAGUUUGCUGAUAAUUGUCACUGAACUUGUGCUUCUUACCGUGAGGAUUUUUUUUUUUUUUUUUUUUUUUUUUUUUUUUUUUCCCUUUUCCUCCCUUCCCCCCUUUCUCUUGUGUAUAUUCCAUACAUGUAACACCUUCAGAUAGAUUUGCAGUCCAACCAAAUUUGUGGGACUGUUGAGAUUGGAGUGUUUUGUUUCCGUUUCCCAGCUUUCUAUGUAACAAAUUAAACUUAAGGAAGCUAUCCUAAAGCUGUCCCCUUUCGCCAAAUUUAUUUCUGUGGAUGCAAGACAAUCGCAGACCAAAUCUCAUUGCUGGUUUGUUGACUGAACACUUGGUUUGAUGAAGGAUGUUUGCCCACCCCCCAACCCCACCCCCUCCCCCCACCCCAUAGGCCCUAGGUGCUAGACUUUGUCCAUCUCACUGAAAAGCUUCUGUGAAUUGUUAGAUGUGCAUCAAUUUGUCAUAAAGUCUUGUACCAUGACAUUUUUGAGAAUGUUUUUCAACUCCUAAAUGAUUUCGGUAGGCUUGAGUAAUUAUAUAUUUUUUUGGCUGUGUCUUUUAAUGUAAUAGAGAUCAAACACAGGAUACCUUUUGAAUGUCUUGAAUUGUCUGAUGGAGAUGGUUCCAA
Molecule: messenger RNA, 3878 nt
Organism: Cyclopterus lumpus (lumpfish)
Lineage: Eukaryota; Metazoa; Chordata; Actinopteri; Perciformes; Cyclopteridae
Gene: prkacaa
Product: protein kinase, cAMP-dependent, catalytic, alpha, genome duplicate a
Exons: 10
Coding region: 742-1797 (351 amino acids)
Biological process (GO): peptidyl-serine phosphorylation
Cellular component (GO): nucleus; cAMP-dependent protein kinase complex
Molecular function (GO): ATP binding; protein kinase A regulatory subunit binding; cAMP-dependent protein kinase activity
Source: RefSeq, a predicted model, not a curated record